AUGUCUGUCAACUCACAAAAAGAUAAAAUCAGAUGUUUCUGCUCAAAAUGCAAGAUAGGUGGUGGUAAAACUAUCAGUAGGCGCACAUAUGCAUUACAUUCUAAAAAUGACAUAAUACCUCAGUCAAAUCAAUCGAAUAUUAUAAUCCAGAACGACGUUACUAUUCCUGAUAGUAUUCUUGUAAAUGAAUUGCAAUCUACUGUCUCAUCAUCUGAGCAUAUUGUUUCCAAUAGUAAUAGUACAGAAUCUCCAGCGAAAAGACAUUGCAUAAGAGGAGCGUUAACAAAUCUUCAUGAAUAUGAAGGUAAUGACAAUGACAGCGAUGAGGAUAACUCACCAGGGAACUCUCCAUAUGGAACAGAGAGUGAGAUUCAGUUAGUAGACGUGGAUAAUGAAAAUGAAGAUAUUAAUAUCAUCCCUACCAUAACCAGUUCAUCUAACUGGAGACCAUCAUAUAGACAUGUCAAGCUACCAUCUACACCACCAGUGCUUUCUCAGAGUCUAGCAAUCAGAUGGGUAUUGUUUUGGGUAUUCACCUUCCAGCAAGCUUUUGCAUUACCAAAGGCAGCAAUUUCUAGUUUACUAAAUUUCCUCAGCUUUUUGUUCCUGAAACUAAACAAUAAUGAGUACGAAGGAUUUCCUGGCACUAUAUACAAAGCAUAUAAUAUGUUCAAUUACGAUGAUGAAAUAUGCAAGUACUAUGUCUGUCCCCAGUGUCACUCACUCUAUAAUCCGAAAACAACUCCCUUAAACACUGAUGACCAUACACAGUGUACAAAAGCAGAUUGUAAGACAUUAUUAACAAAGGCUGUCCGAACAAGCAAGUCACCGAUGAAAUAUAAGCCUAUUAGAGUUUAUCCAUACAAGGGCAUUAUGCGGCACUUAGCAAUAUUACUACAGACACCUGAUUUCGAACAAUUGCUGGAACAUCCAUAUGAAUACAACUCAAUUCCUGGGGUCUUAUCUGAUAUAUAUGAUGGUCGCAUAUGGAAAGAAUUUAAAGAUGACUGUGGGGAACUGUUCUUUAUUAGAAGUGAAACAGAUAUCAAAUUAGGCUUUAGUUUAAACGUGGAUUGGUUUUGUCCAAGCAAACACAUUAGGACAUCAGUUGGUGCAAUAUACCUUUCUAUACUUAAUCUUCCUCGACAUCUUCGCUAUAAAAAGAUAUAUACUUUGCUAAUAAGUAUUAUACCAGGACCUCAUGAACCUGAUGCUGAUCAAAUUCAAAAUUACCUUGAACCCUUUGUCGAUGAGUUACAGCAGCUAUGGCAGGGACAACUUUUUCUUACAAGAAAUUUUCCUACAGGAAAAAUGGUUCGCGGUGCAUUGGUUUUAAUUGCUUGUGAUGUACCUGCAGCACGCAAAAUUUGCGGAUUUGCAGGACAUUCUUCAAAAUUUGCCUGCUACAAGUGCACUCAGGCGACCGGUGACAACUCGUCAAUAAGUACCAGUGAUUUCUAUUCUGUAUAUCCAAGGAAAAAUAUAGACGAAUACAAAGCAUUAGCAUAUGCUUACAGAUUCGGUAGCAAGGCAGAACGUCAGAAUAUCUUCAAUAAAUACGGAAUUAGGUGGUCUGAACUACAUCGGUUACCUUACUUCGAUGCCUUUCGCUUUACAUGCAUUGAUCCUAUGCAUAACCUUUUCCUGGGAACCUCGAAAAGAAUGUUAGAAAAGGCAUGGUUAUCCACGAACAGAAUCAACAACAAACAAUUAAAAUCAAUUCAGAGGAUCAUCGAUUCAAUACCCGUACCAUCAGAUAUCGGCCGAAUUCCGCACAAGAUUGCAUCGGGAUUUGCAGGCUUUACUGCUGACCAAUGGAAAACGUGGGUAUUGAUAUAUUCAACAUGUGCCUUACGUGACAUUCUCGAAGAAGAUGAUAGGCGGUGCUGGCAGCAUUUUGUCAGGUGUGUUACAUUAUGGAGUCAGAGAAUAGUGACGAUUAAUGAAGUAGACCAGGGCGAAGAGCAUAUGUUAGCAUUUUUACGCGAAGCAGAAAGCUUGUAUGGUGAGCGUCUUAUUACGCCUAAUAUGCACUUUCAUACACACCUGCGAGAAUGCAUCGUCGAUUAUGGACCUUUUUAUAGCUUUUGGUGUUUCGCUUAUGAGCGUAUGAAUGGGGAUCUUGUCCUACAACCAAACUCGAAUCGAUCAAUGGAGAUAGAGGUGAUGGCAAGAAUUAACCAUCAGGUUAACGUGGCACAUGCAUUUACCGCAGCAUCAAACGAAAUUCCACAUGAUAUCGUAGUAUUGAUCAACUCACUUUGUUCACCCAUUAAUAACGGAAGAGGAACCCUAAGGAAUUACAAUUUUGCAGCUGAAGAAAUGCUUGCUUUUCGGGAGAUGUCUCUACUUCUUAGUGCUAUAAAUGUCACGGGAACCGAACGCUUUCCAGGGGAAUUGAGCGGACGUUAUUAUGAAGCAACAUUAGAUGGUAGGAUGUUGGACUUGUUGAAGGACUACUAUGAGAUGGUGUAUGCAGAUUGUGGCUAUAAGUUCCGUAAUGGAAUUAACGAUAUAAGCGGAAGUUGUAUCUAUGUAUCUUCAACUAUUUUUCAAGCAAGUGCCUUACGUGUUGGUGAUGAAAGUUUUGGAUCUUUGUUGUCUGGGUCAGAUUUAAAUGCGUGCGUUAUUGCAGGUUUCUUGAACGAUGAGGAUAAUGUCUCUUAUUACCCAGGAGAGGUUGUCUACUAUUUUAGGCAUCGUUUGACGCUGCCGGAAAUGAAUUCACAGAGUGCUAACACGCGGAUUGCUGAUCAUUAUUUAUGCGUAGUUGAUUGGUAUAAGCCAUCCAGACAUCGAGCGUAUUUUAAUGUACCUUCGCAACAGCAACUACUUACUGAUGAGGGCGAUUUUGAAAAACUUUAUCACACAGAGCUUUGGGGUGCCAAAUGUACAAGAGGAACGUACGAAAAUAUUCUACCAGUCCAGCGGCUAGUCUGUCGUUUUGUGAAAGGAGAGUAUCAAGUAAAAGGACAACAAGACAAAUUGAACGUCGUUAUACCCCUGCGCCGAAAAUGUUCAUUUUAA
Paraglomus occultum is the source of this 3027-nucleotide messenger RNA. Lineage: Eukaryota; Fungi; Glomeromycota; Glomeromycetes; Paraglomerales; Paraglomeraceae. The record is from the annotation of a GenBank genome assembly.